AUGCCCGGGGCAGCGGCAGAGCAGUCACUCACGGCACCUGUGGGAGGACAGCGGGCCCGUUCCCCCAUCCCAGCCCGGCCUGCCCUGACUCCGGGCUCCCCCCGCGAGACGCAGACACCCCCCAUCCCCCGGCAAGCCCCCCCGGCCCCCCCGCACCGCUGCCGCCGCCGCUUUUCCCGCCUGCGCAGCGCGAACCGCGCGGAGCCGCCGCCGCCGGAAGUCGCGCGACUUCCGCCAUGGCGCCGGUCCGCGCUGGCGUCCCCUGGCGACGGGGCGGGCCCGUGCAGCGCGCUCCGCCGCGCUACGAGCGGCCCCGCCCACCGAGGGGAGGGGCGGGGCCAAAGCGGCCGGGACCCCGCCCCCCAGCCGCCGUUGUGCCCCGCGCAGAACCACAGAGAGAAGGGGGAGAGACCCCAUUGGCCAGCACGGGGCGAGCCCCGUGACGUCACCUGGUGUGGGGACAACCCUCCCCCCAAAGCCGGGGCGCCCCAAAGUGUUGGAACCGGACAACGGGGCGGCCCAGAGCGGGGCACCCCCGAAACCGCACGCACGGGGCACCCCCCUCCUGCUCCCGUGCCGGGGUGUCUCCCCAAACCAGGCAUCCCCAGGCUGGGGCGCACCCCCCACGUGCACCCCCGGGCGGGGCUCCCCCGUGCCCGCAUGGAUCCCCCAUUUGGGGCUCCCCCCCAUAGCGAGCCCGGGGAAGGACCCUGCCUGCACCCCUCCAUCCCCCCAGGAACGGGGGGGCGACCCCUCCCGUCCCCCCGGGCCCUGCCCCCGCCUCCGCCCGCCCGCACCGCCCUCGCUGCCCGCACCCCUGCGGGUGCUGCCCACACCCUCCGGUACCCGCACCCUGCCCGCGCCCCUGCCGCCCCGCCGUGCCCUGCCCGCAGCCCCGCCUUGCCCUGCCCGCAGCCCGGUCGCCGGCCGCCCCCCGCGCUGCCCAUGUCCCUCCAGCGCUCCCGCACCCGCUGGGUGAGCGACUUCUUCUCCUACGAGACCACCAAGUCGGUGGUGGUGAAGAGCUGGGUGGUGGGCGUCGUCAACCGCGGCGUCCAGCUCCUCAUCCUCGCCUACUUCGUCGGCUGGGUGUUCCUCCAUGAGAAAGCGUACCAGGUGCGGGACACCGCCAUCGAGUCCUCCGUGGUCACCAAGGUGAAGGGCGUGGGGCGCUACGCGGGGCAGGUGAUGGACACGGCCGACUACGUCACGCCCCCCCAGGGCACCUCGGUGUUCGUGGUGGUCACCAAGCAGAUCCGAACCGAGGACCAGGCGCAGGGCGUGUGCCCGGAGAGCGAAGCCGCGUUCCACUGCUCGGCGGACCGGGACUGCCGGGAGCUGAGCCCGGGCACGAGCAACGGGCUGCUGACAGGGCGCUGUGUCCCCUACAACGCGACCCUGCGCACCUGUGAGAUCCAGGGCUGGUGCCCGCCCGAGGUGGACACCGUUGAUGUCCCCAUCAUGCUGGAAGCUGAGAACUUCACCCUCCUCAUCAAGAACAGCAUUCGCUUCCCGCUCUUUGGCUUUGAGAAGACCAACCUGCCACCCCCUGGCAGUGGGGCGGAGCUGGGCCGGUGUCGCUUCCACCCACAGCUGCAGCCCCUGUGCCCCAUCCUGCGCCUGGGGGACGUGGCACGUCUGGCUGGGCAGGACUUCCCUGCGCUGGCUGCCACCGGGGGGGUGCUGGGGAUCAAGAUCGGGUGGGUGUGUGACCUGGACCGGGCCUGGGAGCGCUGCCUGCCCCGCUACUCCUUCACCCGCCUGGACAGCCUGGCCCGGACCCCUGCCCCUGGAUACAACUUCAGGCACGCCAGGUACUACCGCUGGCCUGAUGGCUCCGAGCGCCGCACCCUCAUCAAGGCCUUCGGGAUCCGCUUUGAUGUCCUGGUGUAUGGCAGUGCCGGGAAGUUCGGCAUCGUUCCCACCCUCAUCAACACGGUGGCUGCUUUCACCUCCAUCGGUGUGGGCACAGUGCUGUGCGACAUCAUCCUGCUCAACUUCCUCAAGGGCGCUGAGCACUACAAGGCCCGCAAGUUCGAGGAGGUGUCAGAGGCCGGCGUGCCCGCCACCCCCUCAGCGUGUCCCCCCGGAGCGCUGGGGACCUGCUCCCGGGACAAGCAAUCCACCGACUCGGGCACCUUCUCCCUCGGCCUCUAGCCCCGGGGGCCAUGUGGCAGCCCCCCGCCUGUGCACCCCGCUGUGGGGCAGCCCACGGCCUGCUGAGGGGCUCGCCGGGACCCCCGUCAGGCUCCCACUGCCCGCCCAGUCUCCAGUGCUCCCCCUGUGAGC
Messenger RNA from Pyrgilauda ruficollis (rufous-necked snowfinch), 2289 nucleotides. RefSeq names its product purinergic receptor P2X 3 (gene P2RX3). Gene Ontology annotation, molecular function: extracellularly ATP-gated monoatomic cation channel activity; ATP binding; purinergic nucleotide receptor activity. The coding region runs from base 1 to 2157 and encodes 718 amino acids. Gene Ontology annotation, cellular component: plasma membrane; nuclear inner membrane. Gene Ontology annotation, biological process: response to ATP; monoatomic cation transmembrane transport. The transcript has 14 exons. The record is from RefSeq and is a predicted model, not a curated record. Lineage: Eukaryota; Metazoa; Chordata; Aves; Passeriformes; Passeridae.